AGUGUCUAUUCCAUCUCGUUACUAGAGGGCCUGCACCUUGUGGAACCGUGUGGUGCAGACCUGAAUGCGGAGGACGCGGCGGGUGUCACGGGGACGCGAAAACUCCCGGGAGCCGCUGUCGCCGCGGGGCGGCCUGGGAAAGUCAGCAGCGCAGUGGGGGAACCGCAGCCCGGCGGCCCUGGAACCUCCCAGGGCUCACUGAUCACCCAGACAUGCUCACCUGUGGAGCAGAACAAAGAGGCCUGAAAGGUGAAGAGGAAGGAGAGAGUAGCUAAGGAUCCAGGGCAGCAAGCCAUCUAUUCCUUGAUCUUGAAAGAAAAACUCAAGAAAAACAGAAAGAAAUGACUGAUUCUCCAGUAAGCAUGUCCCAGGGUCUGUUGACUUUCAGGGAUGUGACUGUGGACUUCCCUCAGGAGGAGUGGGAAUGCCUGGACUCUGCUCAGAGGGCUUUGUACAUUGAUGUGAUGUUGGAGAAUUAUAGCAACCUGAUCUCUGUGGAGAACUAUUACAUAUGUGAUCCUGCCCAUCAACAUGUGAAGACCGAAAAGGAGUCUUUUCAGUGUAAUGAACUUGGCAAAGUGCUUCAUGACCCCUCCACAAGUGCUUUUUAUAAAACAAGUGGAACUACAGAAAACUCCAGUAACUACACAUGCACUAACCCCAGGGAUUCUUCUAUUGACUCAUCAAACAUAGAUAGACAUGAAAGCAUCCACACUGGAGAAGAACCUUACAAAUCUAAAGACUGUGAGAAAUCUCAAAAUUUGUAUUCCAGCAUUACUCAAGAUCAGAGACUCUACACUGCAAACAAAGAACACAGGCAAGGAGAAUACGAUGACUAUUUCAGCUCUACAUGCAGUCUUUUGCAACAACCAGUCUACAUUGGAGAGACACCAUACCAGUGUGAGAAAUGUGGGAAAUCCUUCAGGACCGCCUCACACCUCUCUGUACAUCAGAGAAUACAUACUGGAAAGAAACCCUACAAGUGCAACGAUUGUGACAAAUCCUAUAACCAGUGGGCAAAUCUUAAAACACAUCAAAGACUUCAUACUGGGGAGAAACUUUGCAAAUGCAAAGAAUGUGGAAAGUCCUUUCCUCAGUUCUCAGCACUUAAAAGCCACCAGAAAACGCAUACAGGAGAGAAGCCUUACAAAUGUAUGGAAUGUGACAAAUCCUUUGCCCACUGUUCCAGUUUCAGGAGACAUCAGAAAAUCCAUACUGAUGAGGAACAUUGCAGUUGUCAAGAAUGUGGCAAGGUCUUUCAUCAGCUAUCACAUCUUAAAAGCCAUUACAGACUCCAUAGCGGAGAGAAGCCUUACAAAUGCAAUGAGUGUGACAGAUCCUUUCCUCACUAUUCAUCACUUAGAUGGCAUCAGAAAACUCACUCUCUAGAGACAUUUUACAAAUGCAAAGAAUGUGGUAAGUCCUUUCUUGAAAUAUCACAUCUUAACAGACAUUACAGAAUCCAUACUGGUGAGAAGCCUUACAAAUGUGAGGUGUGUGACAAAUCCUUUACUGUGAAUUCAACUCUUAGAACACAUCAGAAAAUUCAUACUGGAGAGAAAUCAUACAAAUGUAUGGAAUGUGACAAAUCCUUUACCCGGGACUCACAUCUUAGAAGACAUCAGAGUGUUCAUACUGGAGAGCGACCUUACAGUUGUAAAGAAUGUGACAAAUCUUUUACUACAUGCACAUAUCUUAGAGAACAUCAGAAAAUUCAUACUGGAGAAAAACCUUACAAAUGUGGAGAAUGUGACAUGUCUUUUAUCCAACGUUCAAAUCUUAGAACACAUCAGAGAGUACAUACUGGAGAGAAACCUUACAGAUGUAAGGAAUGUGGCAAAUAUUUAACUACACGGUCAACUCUUAGAGAACAUCAGAAAAUUCAUACUGGAGAGAAACUGUACAAAUGUAUGGAAUGUGAUAAAUUCUUUACCCAUAACUCACAGCUUAGAACACAUCAGAGAGUUCAUACUGGAGAGAGACCUUAUAGUUGUAAGGAAUGUGACAAAUCUUUUACCACAUGCUCAUAUCUUAGAGCACAUCAGAAAAUUCAUACUGGAGAGAAUGUCUACAAAUGCAAAGACUGUGACAUGUCCUUUCUCCAGAAUUUUAGUCUUAAAAUACAUCAAAAAAUUCAUACUGGAGAGAAACGUUAUAAAUGCAAAGAUUGUGACAUAUUUUUUAAUCAGAUUUCAGAUCUUAGAACACAUCAGAAAGUCCAUGCUGGAGAGAGACCUUACAAAUGUCUGGAAUGUGACAAAACCUUUACCUACAUGUCUAAUCUUAGAACACAUCAGAUAGUUCACACUGGAGAGAGACAUUACAGAUGUAAGGAAUGUAACAAAUCUUUUACUGGCUUCUCAGACCUCACUGUACAUCAAAGAAUACAAACUGGAGAGAAGCCUUACAGAUGUGAAGAAUGUGAUAAAUCUUUUACCCGGCCUUCAACUCUUAGAGCACAUCAGAAAAUUCAUACUGGAGAGAAGCCUUACAAGUGUGAAAAAUGUGACAAAUCCUUUAUCCGGCAUUCAACUCUUAGAACGCAUCAGAGAAUUCAUACAGGAGAGAGGCCUUACAGUUGUAAGGAAUGUGGCAAAUCUUUCACUACAUGCUCGGACCUCAGAACACAUCAAAAAAUUCAUACUGGAGAGAAAAUUCACAAAUGCAAACACUGUGACAUGUCUUUUCUCCGAAUUUCAACUCUUAGAAGACAUCAGAGUGUUCACACUGGAGAGAGACCUCACAAAUGUCAGGAAUGUAAUAAAUCCUUUAUUGACAUGUCACAUCUUAGAGCACAUCAGAGAAAUCAUACAGGAGAGAGACCUUACAGUUGUCAGGAGUGUAAAAAGUCUUUUAUGAGGUACUCGCACCUCAAAGCCCAUCAGAACAUUCAUACUAGAGAGAAACAACAAAUACAAUGACUAACAUACCCUAUAUCCAUCUUUCAAAUUGUAGAAUACAUCAGAAAGUUCACACUAGGGAGAAAAAUGCCAUUCUCAUAAUGUACAUUCUUUGAUAUUUUUCUUAUAAAUUCCAUAAGCGUAUAUAAUAUGCUACAGGAUAAUUUUUGUAUAUUGUGAUGAUGGGUCUUUGCCACAUUUUCCUCUGGUUGAAUAAAGCACUGAGUGGCUGAUAACUAGGCAGGAGAAAAUGGGAAGAACUUCUCAGAAAAGAGAGGAACUUGGGAUGAAUCUCGUGUGGCAGCAGAUGACAGCAAGUCUUGGGAAGAGUCAGAUGUACAGAAUGGAGGAGAGGUAAAGAGCCAAUUGGCAAAAUGUAGGUUAAUAGAAACCUGAUAUUUUAAGUUAUAAGAGCUAGUUGGUGCUGUAGGAACCCCUUCAGCCAAUAUCCUCUAAGAUACCAACAUGGUCUCUUAUCCUGUAAAUGCUAAGAUAAAGCACACAUCUUCUUCUCUUCUGGCUGCUGGAUUCAGUUCCUGUUCCCCAUUCAUGCAGAGGACUGUGAUA
Messenger RNA from Microtus ochrogaster (prairie vole), 3467 nucleotides. Its product is annotated as zinc finger protein 420-like. Lineage: Eukaryota; Metazoa; Chordata; Mammalia; Rodentia; Cricetidae. Gene Ontology annotation, biological process: regulation of transcription by RNA polymerase II. Gene Ontology annotation, molecular function: DNA-binding transcription factor activity, RNA polymerase II-specific; RNA polymerase II cis-regulatory region sequence-specific DNA binding. The transcript has 7 exons. The coding region runs from base 342 to 2921 and encodes 859 amino acids. The record is from RefSeq and is a predicted model, not a curated record.